Coniosporium apollinis CBS 100218 is the source of this 1512-nucleotide messenger RNA. RefSeq names its product cyclopropane-fatty-acyl-phospholipid synthase. The record is from RefSeq and is a predicted model, not a curated record. Gene Ontology annotation, biological process: cellular response to biotic stimulus. NCBI's taxonomy places the organism in Eukaryota, Fungi, Ascomycota, Dothideomycetes. Bases 1 to 1512 code for a protein of 503 amino acids. The transcript is spliced from 4 exons.
AUGGCCGACCUCGAGGGAAACGUGUCUGAGGACUCGUUUGAGUUCAUUGACACGCCUGCUGCGCCCAGCCCUGAACCGCCAGCAGAAGACUAUGGCUACCCGGCCAUCAAGAAUGCUCCCCUUCCCGCCGACGGUGCCAGCAGUGAGACCUUCAGCAACUAUCUCCUCAUAGCCCUCCUCACCUUACUCCCACUGUACUGCUCCUGGAAGCUCGGCGGCGGCCUCAAAACAUGGAUACUCUUCGCCCUGAUCAUGGCGAUUCCCAUCCUUAUGGCCUUUUGGACAAUUGCUUCCAGCAUGUCUCCGCGCAAGAACGAGAAAGCGAGAUUGCCCGGCAAGCCCAUCGAACACUACCUCACAUUUCACUCCGAGGAAGACCGGGACAAGUACUACGGACGCAGCAAGAUUCCAAUGGAGACAUUCCACGAGAUGUACUUCGACGGGAAAGUCGACUUCAAUGGUGACUGCCUCGAUAUCAUGGAAUACCGACAUGAUUGGGCGAGCUUUAGGUUCACGCUGUCGCUGUUCUGGUUCUUCCUGACCGGGAUGAUGCCAGAGGUUAUCAUGCAUACAAGGUCGCAAGACGAAGAACAAGUCCGCGACCACUAUGACCGCGGCGACGACUUCUACGGCUGGUUCCUCGGCCCGCGCAUGAUCUACACCUCGGGCAUAAUCUCCGACAUCAACAAAGAAGAAACCCUCGAGCAACUCCAAGACAACAAGAUGGCCGUCGUAUGCGAAAAGAUCCAACUCCAGCCCAACGAGUCCGUCCUCGACAUCGGCUGCGGCUGGGGCACCCUCGCCAAGUUCGCCAGCACCAACUACGGCGCCCGCGCCACGGGCGUCACGCUCGGCCGCAACCAGACCGCCUGGGGCAAUGCGGGCCUCAGAAAAGCCGGCGUCCCUGAGGAGCAGAGCAAGAUUCUUUGUAUGGACUACCGCGACAUUCCUGUCCCGGAGGGUGGCUACGACAAGAUCACCUGCCUUGAGAUGGUCGAGCAUGUAGGCGUGCGCCAUCUUUCGACUUUCUUGCGCCAGGUGCAUGACAUGCUGGACGACGAUGGUGUGUUCUUCUUGCAGUAUGCCGGGCUCAGGAAGAGCUGGCAGUAUGAGGAUCUUAUAUGGGGUCUUUUCAUGAACAAGUAUAUCUUUCCUGGCGCGGACGCGAGCACGCCGCUCGGCUGGUUUGUGGACAAGCUUGAGGGCGCUGGAUUCGAGGUUAAGAGCAUUGACACCAUCGGCGUGCAUUAUUCCGCGACGCUGUGGAGGUGGUAUAGGAAUUGGAUGGCGAAUAAGGAAAAGGUGGUUGCCAAGUAUGGCAACAGGUGGUUCAGGAUAUGGGAGUUCUUCUUGGCAUAUUCGACCAUCAUCUCAAGGCAGGGGAGUGCUACGUGUUUCCAGAUCACGUUGGUCAAGAAUAUCAACUCGACGCAUCGGAUUGAGGGCGUGCCGAGUCAGUACGGGUUGCAUGGCGCUCUAGCUGCUUCCAAGGCGAAGGUGAACAAGGAGUAG